Messenger RNA from Penicillium angulare, 2028 nucleotides. Its product is annotated as ribosome biogenesis GTPase LSG1. Lineage: Eukaryota; Fungi; Ascomycota; Eurotiomycetes; Eurotiales; Aspergillaceae. Gene Ontology annotation, molecular function: GTP binding; GTPase activity. Bases 1 to 2028 code for a protein of 675 amino acids. The record is from RefSeq and is a predicted model, not a curated record. The transcript has a single exon. Gene Ontology annotation, biological process: ribosomal subunit export from nucleus. Gene Ontology annotation, cellular component: cytosol.
AUGGUGUUGGCUAAAUCCAAAAACUCCGUGGGGCUGGGUAACAGCCUCAUGAAUGACCGUUUCGGAAAAGGAAAAGCUUCAGCUCAAAAAAAGGGCUCGCACAACAAUGCCAUCUCCCGAAAGAACAUGCAGGGUGAAACCUACAUUACAAAUGCCUCGGAGGAAGCAUCAUGGGUUAAGAUGCGCUCUAUCACUGAGCAAGCUGCCCUCGAUGAAUUCCUUAGCACCGCCGAACUAGCUGGUACCGAUUUCACAGCCGAGAAGAUCAACAACGUCAAAAUUAUCCAUACCGAUCAGAAAAACCCAUACCUCCUGUCCGCAUCUGAGGAGAAGUCGAAGUUGAAGAAACACCAGAAGAACAAGGGUCGCUUGACGGUUCCGCGCCGACCGAAAUGGGAUUCCACGACAACACCACAGCAACUGGAGUUGAUGGAGCGUGAGAGUCUGUUGGACUGGCGUCGCGGCCUAGCGGAGCUGCAGGAAUUUAAUGAUUUGUUGAUGACCCCAUUCGAGCGCAACUUGGAGGUUUGGCGUCAACUAUGGCGUGUUAUUGAGCGAUCAGAUCUGGUUGUGCAGAUUGUCGAUGCUCGAAACCCACUUCAGUUCCGUUCGGAGGAUUUGGAAAACUAUGUCAAGGAGAUUGACCCGCGCAAGAAGAAUCUUUUGCUCGUUAACAAGGCUGAUAUGUUGACUUUACCCCAGCGAGAAGCCUGGGCUGAGUACUUCGAGAAGCAUAACAUCAACUUCCGUUUCUUCUCGGCCCACCUCGCCAAGGAGAAGAUAGAAGCUGAGAUGCUUGAGGAAGAGGAGGAGUCCGACAGCGAAGACGACGACGAAUUUAUCAAGUCUACUAAGAAGAUGAACGUUGAAGAUAAGAAUGAGGAUGCUUCUAAAGAGGGUGAAAUUGCAGAGACUACUCAAGAAGAGACGGACGAGGACAAGCUGGCUCAGCUCGCCGAUCCUGAUGUCUCCUUGGGAGCCCAUAUCCUGGAUGUGGACGAGUUAGAAGAACUUUUCCUCGCCAACGCCCCGGAGAGAGUUCCUGAGAACGAGGACUCCGAUGGAAAGCCUAAGCAGAAGACAACUAUCGGUUUGGUCGGUUACCCCAACGUGGGUAAGUCCAGCACAAUUAACGCUCUUCUGGGUGCUAAGAAGGUGUCUGUGUCUGCCACACCCGGUAAAACCAAGCAUUUCCAAACACUAUACCUCUCCCCAGAAAUCAUGCUUUGCGAUUGUCCCGGUCUGGUGUUCCCCAACUUCGCCACUACCAAGGCUGACUUGGUCGUGAACGGUGUUCUGCCUAUUGACCAGCAACGUGAGUUCACUGGUCCCGCCGCUCUUGUCGCGCACCGCAUUCCCCAGCACUUCCUGGAAAAUGUCUACGGUGUAAAGAUCAAUACUCGCCCUAUCGAGAUGGGCGGAACUGGCAUCCCUACUGCCAGUGAGCUCUUGCGUGCCUACGCUCGUGCUCGUGGUUUCUCCACUCAAGGUCUGGGUCAACCGGACGAGUCUCGUGCUGCACGUUACGUCCUGAAGGACUACGUGAAUGGCAAGAUUCUUUUCGUUCACCCUCCCCCUGUGGCAGAGGGUGAGGACCCCACCGAUCCAAAUGAGUUCAAUAAGGAUCUUUACGACCUCGCUCAUCUUCCUGAGAGACGCCGGGCCCAAAUCGAGAGGACUAUGGCUGAAGUUGAAGAUCUUGACUCUGAAACUGCCUCUACGGCAUCUAAGGCCACAGCUAAAGAGCAACCGGGUGUGCGCUCUCGCGCUCUUGACACCGGCUUCUUCGGUUCAGCGACAGGUCCUUCAGCUGGCCGUAUGACUUUGCCUUUCAACGCCAAGAACACCGUUCAAGGCCAAGAGAUGCGUCAAAAUCUUACAGGUCGCAAGGAGCGUAUGAUGAUCGCUUUGGAACGCGGCAUCGAUGUCUCUGAGGUUAAGGGUGGAAGCUCUAAGAAACAUUUCAAGGCCAACAAGAAGCGCGCAAAAGCCAAGCGCAACAACCCUGCUGAUGAAGAACAUUACUAA